AUGCCUGAGAAAAUGUUAAAAUGGGCUCUCAUGCACGCUACUAAGCAUAUGGUCCAGGAAGAAACAAUCAGCCUACUCGAUCAUGAAGCAGAUGAGGAGGAUGAUGAUUUGACCAGACUUCCCAAAGACGAGCAGGAAGUGAACAGCACUUCUAAUGGAGAAGGUGCCAUCCGUGUUGUCAAGGUAAUUGGAAAGAAUAAGCGUCGCAAGAAGGUCUUCAAGGAAUUCGAGCUUAUAUUCCCUAGAAUGAAAUUUUAUCGUUGUCUCCGUCGACUGACGAGACUCCGUGUGGCUGAUACUGCCCCCGUGUCCCUGGCUGCUAUUAUGAAGUUUCUAGUUGAAGAGGUUUUUUCCUACGCUCAUGAAUGUAUGAUUCGACAGAAGCGUAAAAGAAUUACUCCGCAACAUAUCGGCAUGGGAGUGCGCAUUGAUGAUGAACUGGGACAACUGUUCAAAGGCAUACUUAUCCCUUCGGCUGGACGUUUUGGAACUUUUUAUCUGACACGCUGA
Messenger RNA from Cooperia oncophora, 510 nucleotides. Lineage: Eukaryota; Metazoa; Nematoda; Chromadorea; Rhabditida; Trichostrongylidae. The record is from the annotation of a GenBank genome assembly.